AAAAGUUGAUGUUCGUUAAUCCAUGAACGAGAAAAUAUUUCCACUUAUCAGUUUCAACGAAUAAACUAGUUGGGAAAACAAUUCACCAGCAGCUGAUUACGAAAAUCGCUUAAUUGCAUAACUAAAUCAGUCCGCGGAUGGUAACCCAACCAUUCAGAGGAUCCCAGCGCCAAGAUGUAUCCUUAUCGCAUUUCCAUAUUGAUCGUGUUUCUCGCGAUUAACCUGCUGGAGGCGGGAGUCGUGCGCCGGUCGCCGUCCAACGAUCUGCUAUCCGAUGGUGAACAGAAGGCAAAAGUUGCCCUGCAACGGUGCGAAAAGAGCUACCAGGAGGCCAAAGCCCGGCAAACUCACGCUGCCUGGGCGUACGGAUCGAACAUCACCGAGUACAAUUUGCAGCAGAAGACGCAAGCGGCUGCUGAAUUUGCUGCCGUGGCAAAGAUCGUUGCAGAGGAGCUUCGCCAGUACGAUUACCACUCGUUUCGCAGCGAGGACCUGAAACGCCGCAUCAAGAAACUGACCAAGCUGGACUAUGCUGCUCUACCGAAGGACAAGUUCAAAGAACUGCUCAAAGCGGUGGCCAAAAUGGAAUCCAAAUACGCAAAGGUUAAGGUGUGCUCGUUUAAGGACAAAACCAACUGUCAUCUAACGUUGGAUCCUGAGAUAACGGAAAUUAUGGCCACUAUUCGUGAACCAGAGGAACUUAAGUACUACUGGGUUGAAUGGUACAAUAAGGCGGGUAAACCGUCGAAGGCUGCUUUUCAGAAGUACGUUGAGUUGAACAAGGAAUCCGCCAUGUUGAACGGUUUUAACAACGGAGCCGAAGCAUGGCUUGGAGAAUAUGACGAUCCAUCGUUCGAACAGCAGGUCGAGGAUGUAAUGACUCAGAUUAAACCGUUAUACGAACAAAUCCACGCUUACGUUCGAUUCAAACUUCGUGAGACAUACGGACCGGAGGUAGUGUCCGAGGAAGGACCAAUCCCAAUGCAUUUGCUUGGAAACUUGUGGGCACAAACAUGGGAAAACAUCGCUGACAUCACGUCUCCUUUCCCGAGAAAAAAGCUGCUGGACGUGACCGACGAAAUGGUCAAGCAAGGUUACAAUCCUUUGAAAAUGUUUCAAAUGGGCGAUGAUUUCUUCCAAUCGUUAAACAUGACCAAAUUACCACCAGCGUUUUGGGAGAAAAGCAUCCUGGAGAAACCGAAGGACGGCCGGGAUUUGGUUUGUCACGCCAGUGCGUGGGACUUUUUCGCAACGGACGACGUUCGGAUCAAGCAGUGCACCCGUGUUGCGAUGCACGAUUUCUUCAUUGUUCACCACGAGUUAGGUCACAUCCAGUACUACCUGCAGUAUCAGCAUCAACCGAUCGAGUACCGACGUGGAGCAAAUCCGGGAUUCCACGAAGCUGUUGGCGAUGUACUCUCGCUGUCGGUGUCUACACCGAAACAUUUGAAGCGAGUUGGACUGUUGAAAAACUAUGAUGAAGAUGAACAGGCGCGGAUUAAUCGGUUUUAUCGAUCGGGUAUUACGAAAUUCGUUUUUCUUCCAUUUGCCUACACCAUGGACAAAUACCGCUGGAGUGUGUUUAGGGGCGAAAUCAAACCGGAGGAACAAAACUGUCGCUUCUGGCAGCUGCGCAGCCAGUUUUCCGGUGUGGAACCUCCGGUCGUUCGUAGCGAAGAGGACUUCGAUCCGACUGCCAAGUAUCACGUCUCAGCUGACGUGGAAUAUCUGCGCUAUUUUGUAUCGUACGUGAUUCAAUUCCAGUUCCACAAGGCUGCCUGCCAGCUAGCCGGAGAGUACGUACCGGGAGACGCGGAAAAGACGCUGAACAAUUGCGACAUCUACCAGAGUGUAGAGGCUGGCAAUAAAUUGAAGGAGAUGCUCUCGUUGGGAGCGUCGAAGCCGUGGCCAGACGCGAUGGAAGUGUUGACGGGAGAGCGCAAAAUGAACGCCAGUGCCAUCUUGGAGUACUUUAAGCCACUGCAUGACUGGUUGAUCCAGGAAAACAAACGUCUGGGAGCCCACGUUGGAUGGACCGCUUCGGACAAAUGCGUUGCACGCAAAUUUGACUUUUUGUCAUACGAAAAAUAAUCAGAUGAAUUAGUUAGAUAGAUUUGUUAUAAUAAGAUUGACUUCUUGAGACAAUAAUAUAUGUAAAA
Molecule: messenger RNA, 2159 nt
Organism: Sabethes cyaneus
Lineage: Eukaryota; Metazoa; Arthropoda; Insecta; Diptera; Culicidae
Product: angiotensin-converting enzyme-like
Exons: 9
Coding region: 175-2091 (638 amino acids)
Biological process (GO): proteolysis
Cellular component (GO): plasma membrane
Molecular function (GO): peptidyl-dipeptidase activity; metallopeptidase activity
Source: RefSeq, a predicted model, not a curated record